AGCGGCUGCAGGGACGGCGGUGUGUCGGCCCAGCUGGAAGGUGUCAACAGCCGGAGCCUGGAGGGCGGUUGGGGCGGAGGCUGCUCGUCUCCCGGAGGGCCCCCCUGCGCGGACCCCGUGGCUCUGCAUGGAAGCGCCGGAGGGGCUCCUUCGCCUGAGGAGGCCGGACAGGGAAUGUGGUGAAGGAAGGUAAUGACACUUGAAAAGAUGGUGUUGGAGUAUCUCAGUGUCUCGCUUCAAAAUUGCCUUCUGUUGUUGCUUGCCCAUUGAUUCAGAUUGUACUUUGACUGUCAUUGGUGCCAGGUUUCUGGACUUGGACAGAGGGCUCUUAGAAAGAGAGCAUGAAGCAAAUGAAAGAUGCUGGAAAAGGGUGCCCUCAGCUUUGAACGACAUUAUCAUGUGACAGACCCAUUCAUCCAGCGCCUGGGAUUGGAGGCAGAGCUGCAGGGCCACACUGGUUGCGUGAACUGUCUUGAGUGGAAUGAAAAGGGAAACUUGCUGGCUUCUGGCUCUGAUGAUCAGCACACAAUUGUGUGGGAUCCCCUACAUCAUAAGAAGCUCCUUUCCAUGCACACAGGCCACACAGCAAACAUAUUCUCUGUCAAGUUCUUGCCACAUGCCGAGGAUCGGGUACUCAUCACUGGGGCUGCUGAUUCCAAGGUGCAUGUCCAUGACUUGACUGUGAAAGAAACCAUCCAUAUGUUUGGGGAUCACAAGAACAGAGUCAAGCGUAUUGCCACAGCCCCCAUGUGGCCCAACACCUUCUGGAGCGCAGCAGAGGAUGGCCUUGUCAGACAGUAUGACCUGCGAGAGAACAGCAAACACUCAGAAGUCCUGAUAGAUCUGACAGAAUACUGUGGACAGCUUGUGGAGGCAAAGUGUCUUACUGUCAACCCCCAGGACAAUAAUUACCUUGCAGUUGGAGCCAGUGGGCCUUUUGUACGGAUCUAUGAUAUACGCAUGAUUCACAACCACAGGAAAACAAUGAAACAGAAUCCCACAGCUGGAGUCCAUACGUUCUGUGAUCGUCAGAAACCUCUCCCUGAUGGCGCAGCUCAGUACUAUGUAGCAGGGCAUCUUCCAGUGAAAUUACCUGACUACAAUAACCGGCUAAGGGUUUUGGUAGCUACAUAUGUCACUUUCAGUCCUGAUGGUACAGAGCUCUUGGUCAACAUGGGAGGGGAGCAGGUUUACUUAUUUGACCUGACGUACAAACAGCGGCCAUACACUUUUCUUCUGCCAAAGAAGUGCCACUCUUCAGGAGAGGUGCAGAAUGGAAAAACAUCAACUAAUGGAGUGUCAAAUGGCAUCCAUCUCCACAGCAAUGGGUUUAGGCUGUCUGAGGGACGAGCGCAUGUGAGCCCCCAAAUGGAUCUCCCUCCCUACUUGGAGAAAAUUAAGUUGCAAGCCAAUGAGGCUUUUGCUUGUCAGCAGUGGACUCAAGCCAUCCAACUUUACAGCAGAGCUGUGCAGAAAGCCCCCAACAAUGCCAUGCUGUAUGGAAACAGAGCUGCUGCCUACAUGAAGCGCAAGUGGGAUGGGGAUCACUAUGAUGCUUUGAGAGACUGCUUGAGGGCCAUUUCCUUGAACCCUUGCCAUCUCAAGGCUCACUUCCGCUUGGCCCGUUGUCUCUUUGAGUUGAAGUAUGUGGCAGAAGCCCUGGAGUGUCUGGAUGACUUUAAAGGGAAAUUCCCUGAGCAAGCCCACAGCAGUGCCUGCGAUGCUCUGGAUCGAGACAUCAAUGCAGCCCUCUUUUCUAAAAGCGAUAAUGCGGAAGACAAGAAAGGGAGUGGCCCCAUCUGGCUCCGAGCAACUGGGCGCAAGGAUUCCAUCUCCGAGGAUGAGAUGGUGCUGAGGGAGCGCAGCUAUGACUACAAGUUCAGAUACUGUGGCCAUUGCAACACCACCACGGACAUCAAAGAGGCUAACUUUUUUGGCAGCAAUGCACAGUACAUUGUCAGCGGCUCUGACGAUGGUUCCUUCUUCAUUUGGGAGAAAGAAACAACCAACUUGGUGCGGGUACUGCAAGGCGAUGAAUCUAUUGUCAAUUGUCUCCAGCCUCACCCGAGCUACUGCUUCCUGGCCACCAGUGGCAUCGACCCCGUUGUACGGCUGUGGAAUCCCCGGCCGGAGAGUGAAGCACUGAAUGGGCGGGUGGUGGAAGACAUGGAAGGAGCUUCCCAAGCCAACCAGAGGAGAAUGAAUGCCGAUCCUUUGGAAGUGAUGCUGCUGAACAUGGGCUACCGGAUCACAGGACUGACUGGCGGUGGGGCUGGAGGCUCGGAUGAUGAAGACAGCUCUGAAGGGCAGGUCCACUGCCGGACCAGCUAAAGCCGAAUCGCCUCUCCUUCCCUUAAUUUUGUUUUUGUUUGUUUGUUUGAAGGGAAAUCUAGUUUGCCCAGUUUGAACUCUGAUGAACGACUGCACUGUUUCCCACUAUGCACAGAGUAGGACGCGCCAGCAGGGGCAGGAGUGGCUUUCCUUAAACUGCUGCUGCUGUUUCUUCCCCUUUGCCUCGUUCCACUUUCGAGCAGCAUGGUAAUGCAGCCUGUUGAGUUUUGCCUCCUAGCAGAAUCUAGUCUGUGCCGGGAUUUAUUUUCCACGUUGUCAGUGAGCAGUGUAAAAACUGGUUACCAUCCCCUUUCUCCAGUGCUGCUGCCUAGCCAGGAGGGUAGGAGGCCUUGCCUACGCAAACGCGUGUUGCAGACAGGAUGAUAAAAACUCAAUAAAAAUGUAAACUAGGGCAGGGGUGAUGGAAUGGCGUCUGAUGCAGUAGUCUGUCUCCAAAGCUUGGCUUUGCCUGCUCUGCUGCUAGCUGCAGGCCCAUAGUUUGGCCUUCUUGGCAUCUCUUUCAGCCUAAAGGACUGCUGAUGAGCAUUCGCAUCUAAGACCUGAUCACGAGAAACUGGCUGGAUAAACAUGGGCAGCCCAGGUAACAUGGCUGUGGAGGUGCAAAGAAUGAACUUUUCUGGUAUCCAAUACUUUUAUUUCUUCCACACGCAGAGAAAGACAGAAAUGGCUGUAACUGAAAGAAGCCCCAGCACAGGGCUUGGUGGCUUACAUGACUCGAACUAGUAAAAAGACUUGAUGUUGCUGCUCUUUGGAAAACGUU
Molecule: messenger RNA, 3112 nt
Organism: Sceloporus undulatus (fence lizard)
Lineage: Eukaryota; Metazoa; Chordata; Lepidosauria; Squamata; Phrynosomatidae
Gene: WDTC1
Product: WD and tetratricopeptide repeats 1
Exons: 16
Coding region: 358-2331 (657 amino acids)
Biological process (GO): negative regulation of fatty acid biosynthetic process
Cellular component (GO): Cul4-RING E3 ubiquitin ligase complex; cytoplasm
Molecular function (GO): protein binding
Source: RefSeq, a predicted model, not a curated record